CCGGGCCGCGGCGUCCGACGGCGGCCUGGCACGGAGGCGGCGAGGCGGGGGGUCGGGCGGGCCGCGCUUCCCCGGCGGCGCGCAUGGUGGGCCGGGCCGGGCGGAGGCCGGGGCGAUGGGCGAGCCGCGCUCGGCCUCGGCCUUGCCCAUGCGGCUGAAGGAGUGGCUCCUGGCGCAGGUGGAGAGCGGCCGCUACCCGGGGCUGCGCUGGGAGAGCGCCGACAAGCGGCUCUUCCGCAUCCCCUGGAAGCACGCCGCCAAGCAGGACUACCGGCAGCGGCAGGACGCGGCGCUCUUCAAGGCCUGGGCCGUCUACAAGGGCAAGUACCACGAAGGGCUGGACAAGGCGGACCCCUCGGCGUGGAAGACGCGCCUGCGCUGCGCCCUCAACAAGAGCGCCGACUUCGAGGAGGUCCCCGAGCGCAGCUGCCUCGACGCCGCCGAGCCCUACAAGGUCUACCGCCUCGUCGACGCCGACAAAGAAAAUGGCAAGGAGACCCCCUUGGAGCCAGGCCAGCCCUCCACCUCUGUGCACCAAGAGAGCAAAGGGAAUCGUAAGCCAAGCAAGGCCAGAAUGUCCUUGGAAUCAGGCCAGGAUAGCAUCGGGGGCCCAGCGGGCAGCUGCCAGGAGUCCUCAGAGCCGCAGGCUUUGCAGAAGCCAAACCAGGAAGAGCAGCAAGGCUACCAAAUAAAAGGGUUUUUUUACAACUGGAGCCCAGCACAAGUUUGCUGUCGUUCGAGUCUUUGCUUCACAAGUCCCAGUUCCCGACAUGGCUACUGUGAAAACAUCAACUCAGAUUGUUGGCUGCAUGUCCGCAUAUACUAUUCAGACGUGCUGGUGAAGGAGGUCACCACCAACUCAGCAGAGGGCUGCUGGAUCACCUACCGCCCGGUGCCAGCGGAGGACGAGUGCCUGUACGGUCUGAGCAGCAUAGAGCAGAUCCAGUUGCCCUCAAUGGAGAUGCUGGCUGGGAACAGCCAGGCGACCAGAACUGUUGGCAUCUUGCAGCGGCUGCUCCCCCAUUUGCACCGAGGGGUGCUCCUGUGGGUGGCCCCUGAAGGGGUCUUCAUGAAGCGGCAGUGCCAGGGCAGGGUCUACUGGAAGGGUCCGCUGGCGGCUCACGACGACCAGCCCAACAAACUGGAGAGGGAGAAGACAUACAAGCUACUGGACACGCAACAGUUCCUCCAACAGUUACGAGGCUACCUGAGCCAUGGCGAGCCACCCCCCCAGUACCAGAUCCACCUUUGCUUCGGAGAAGAGUAUCCUGCCGCCCCCGGUCAGAAACUCCACAAGUUUGUCAUGGCCCAGGUGGAACCGGUAUUUGCCCGUGAUCUCUUCCACCAUGCCCAGCGGCUGGGGCCAGGGUCAUUGCCAGACUCGGAGUCCUGCCGUGCGGAUGUUCCCGAGAACAUUGUCCAGAUUCUGAAAGACGUGUGUCCCCCUUGAUUCCGCAGGGAGGGCAGCGGGGGUCUGGGAGAGUGGCUGUCGACACAACAUCUCAUCUGGAAGAGAAGGCCUUACCGCUCUCGGUAGCUGCUGCCUCUACUAUCUUUGGUGUGUUUGCCAGGCAUGGUCCCGUUCUGCUUUAGGCUGUCACGUUUCUGGAAGGCAUUCACUGAACAUUUCUAAAAAAUCGAGCCAACUAGAAUGUGUAUAUAUAUAUUUUUUUAAAGAAAAAUGUCAGAGAAAUGUUUUAAAUAAAUAAUAGGCUAGGCUUAGUCCUUGCAAAGAGCAGUGGAGGACAACCCGUUUCUGGACUGUUCUGUAUUCCCUGGCAGAACAGCUGCGUCGCAAGCGCAAAAUCCAUUUUUUCAGUCCUGGCUGGCUCAGGUUACAGGAUCUGAAAUAGCUGCUGUUGGGAAAGACCCUGAAGAGACAUCGGGAAAUCUGAUUUAAGUAUCGGGCCGCUUCAUUGGGACAGGCAGAAACUGGCUGGCAGUCCCUGUGAGAGAUGGAGAAGGUCCCCGGUUCGUUGUGGUUCUUCACUUUGUAAGGGUCCAGGAGACAGUGAGAGCUAGAUGGACUGAGAAUCAAAUUCAGAGACCCUCUUCGGUUGGCAUAGCCAGAGACAAGACAGCGCACACAGAGAGGGAACAGAUCAAGAUAGGUAGCUGUGUUAGUCUGUCGCAGUAAAAAAGAGCAAGAGUCUAAUAGCACCUGUAAGACUAACAAUUUGUGGUAGCGUGUGAGCUUUCGUGAGCCACAGCUCCCUUCUUCAGAUACAGCUAGAAUGUGAGUCCGUCUGUCCUUGUAUCUUGGAGAAUGGAGUGGUUGCAGAAGCCGAAUGACAAUAGCUGGUGACUGGCAAUGGCAGGCGUGAUUGAAUUGGGUGGGGCAUGCAGAGGGCUAGUGGGUGUGAAGAAAUUAGCAUUGGUAAUGAGACAGGAAGCCAAUGUCUCAAUUCAGUCCAGGUGGAUGCAUUGUAAUAAAUGUGCAAGCCACACCUGAACACGACUGCUGGGACAUGAGUCAUGAGCAUGCAAAAUGGAAAUUGCACGUGCGUAGUUCCACCCUCUGACUGGGAACAUUUGAAAAAACUGUUAUGGGACAGAGCCUAAAUCCCUUACCACGUUGCUAUGCUUAGGCAGUGUGUUCACGUUAUAGCUAUGGGGUGGUGGUGAGACCAAAUCAUUACUAGUAGCAAAUAGUAAAGAGUCCAGUAGCACCUUUAAGACUAACCAACUUUACGGUAGCAUAAGCUUUCGAGAGCCACAGCUCUCUUCAUCAGAUGCAUCUCUCAGCCUAACCUACCUCACAGGGCUGUUGUGAGCAUAUAAUGGAGGAUAGGAGAAUGGUGUAUAAAUUGAGGUGGUGUAUAAAUAAAUAAAUGCACCCCCCCUCCACAAGUCUGCAGUUUGUGACAAGGGCCAUGUUAGAACACUGGAUUGGUUUGAAACGGAUUCAAUAUCUUGGCUUUAUCUGCUCUUGAGAAUUCCAGAAAGUCUAGGUUUGCAGUUGCUUAGAGUUCACAACAGCGCCUUUCGUUCUUUGUGCAUGGUUUAAUAAUAACUGCGCUUAUAUACUGUUCUUCUAGACAGAUUAGUGCCUCACCCAGGGUGGUGAACAAGUUAAUAUUAUUAUCCCCGCAAUACAGCUGGGGAUGAGAAGAGUGGCUGACCCAAGGCCACCUACUGAGCUCAUGGCAGGAGUGGGAUUCAAACUAGUAGAGUGCUGAGUCUCAGCCAAACCACUUAACCACUGUGCUACGGCAGUGUUGUUGCCCAAGCCCAAGCCUGAGAGAAAGGCUAAGAGAGUAACCUGCUUGCCCAGCCUCAUUCAUGUGAACUUAACAAGAAUGAAGGCGUCUUAAAUUCUUGCACCAAAAUGGGUAUGCAAGGCUUGGCCUAAAUAUUCGUUAGGACUGCAAAUUAUAACAGAUCAAGCAAAAACGGGGGUGAGGGCUUGAAGGGAGAGAGAGAAGGCGCUUUACCACUUGCACUGGGGGAUCUUGGGAUCUGCCACUUUUAAAAAAAAGUUAAUAGCAAUGAUAGGAGGCAUGAUUUGUAUCAGGACUGUGGCGCUGGGCGGUGGGGGUGUGAGAUUCUGGGAGGGCGAGGCACCACCAUACACUCGGGAUUUUUCUUGGCACGGUUUCAGUUUUCUAGCUACACUGCUAUAUUGGGGCUCUCGGCAGGAAAUUAUAAAGAAGACUAUAAACUGGGUUCGAGGUUAUAGGAUCCAGUCCUGAGUUUAAAAACAACAACCACCCAAGCCGAGAAUGUUCACUGAUGUAAAACUGACCGACACGGGAUGGUUCCUUAAGUUAACAAGAACAAAGUCUCUUUAGAAAGAACGUCCGCUUAAGAUAAACAUUAACACUUCAGUUAAACUAAAAACCAAAACACGACCUCCUCUCAACCUUAAAAUCUCCCCAUUCCCAGCUUGAAUCCACCUGCCCCCUGCUGCUAUUAAUAUUUUUUUUAAAGAUGAUAAUUAUCAUAGCUCUUGGUUUUCCUGGCUGUGGCCUGCAGAGGAUACAUUAGUAUUUUCACAAUGUCACAAGGAUGAAAAUAGUUGCACUUUUGACACCUGCUCUAAAACAAUAUCCCUCCAAGCGCAUUCUUCAAGAACUGUUCUACAGGAACAUUGUAUGCGCCUUGGAUCCCGUCUGGGUUGACAAACGGACAGUUUUCUCUUUGGGCUCCAGUUCAUUUCUCGCACAUGCCACUAGAGGGAACCAGGAACCCACUUAGCAAGAGCCUCGUCUUUAUACUACAAUCCUAAAAAGAAUUAUUCCGCUCUAAGGCCGUAGAAAUCAAUGGGCUUAGACUGCAGUAACUUUUUAGGAUCGCACUGUUAAUGUCUUUCCCUCUUGAUCUUUUUUCCCCACUGACGAUUUCACUUUCUUGGGGCUUUUCCAGAUGUUUCAAAAACUUUCUGAAGUGGUUGACCCAAUCAGUAGAGAAUUUUUACAAUGCUCGGAGCCUUUCUCAAUUGACUGUGAAUGCAAGGGGCCAUUUGUAAUGCCGAUGAGCCCUCUUGGUUAUAAACACGGGUGAUGGGGAAAAAGCUGCUUUGAGCCUUCUCUAGCUUAGAAUAGUCUUGAUGUAGAGGGUGGAAUAUUUGUGCUGCAGCGCAUAGUUCGUUGUUGCUGUUAGAAGGGUGUAAUUGUGCGUGUUUUGUUCACUUGCUUUUUGAUUGGUUGAAUGUGUACCUCAGAACUGGAUUGGAUGAGCAUAUAAAAUUAAAACAGCCAUGACAAGAGCAGUGUUUUGUCUCACACUGCAAACCAAAUCAGAAAAGAGCAGUGCAUAGUCAUGGGAUGUGGGGUACGCUGGCUGGCUGGCCUGCCUGCCUUCUGGAUCACAGGUUUCAAAGGGAUACACGUUCUUGCGACACAUCUGAAUAAUUGGGGAGGCGACUUGGUAGCCCUUGAGUGCCUGGACUGAAUUUCAUCGAUCCAUUCUGCGAACAGCAGUGCCUUCCACCUGUCACAAGAAGCCAGAGGAACCUGCCACUGUUAGCAGAAGAGACCUGUGAGAUCCAGCCGACAGAUCACGUGCUCUCUUUCCAUGGCCUCUUGAUUUUUGAAGCCUUCAGUUUGAAUUGCAUUUUGUGACUUUUUAUAUUGUUACGAUUUUGUACAUUUGGGGUUUGCAUUAUUAAAAG
Messenger RNA from Eublepharis macularius, 5113 nucleotides. Its product is annotated as interferon regulatory factor 4-like. Gene Ontology annotation, cellular component: nucleus. The record is from RefSeq and is a predicted model, not a curated record. Lineage: Eukaryota; Metazoa; Chordata; Lepidosauria; Squamata; Eublepharidae. Gene Ontology annotation, molecular function: protein binding; RNA polymerase II cis-regulatory region sequence-specific DNA binding; DNA-binding transcription factor activity, RNA polymerase II-specific. The transcript is spliced from 8 exons. Gene Ontology annotation, biological process: regulation of transcription by RNA polymerase II; immune system process. Bases 116 to 1450 code for a protein of 444 amino acids.